Cladocopium goreaui is the source of this 1128-nucleotide messenger RNA. The record is from the annotation of a GenBank genome assembly. NCBI's taxonomy places the organism in Eukaryota, Dinophyceae, Suessiales, Symbiodiniaceae.
AUGGUCAAAACCUACAACCUCCCCAACAAAAGAAUGAAAGCUGAUGAUCCUCAUGAUGGUGCCGCCGGGUGUGAAAUUUUUGCAGAGAGUGACUCUGAGCCAGUGCCAGACUGCUUUGAGGAGACAUCCACUGAAGAGAACAAUACUACUGAGGUUUUUGUGCAAUCUGAUUCAGGCCCUGACUCUGCCCCCGAGACAUCCGGCCACACCAAGCGCAAGGGAAGACGUUCCAAACUGAAGCUUCAGUUCUUAGGGAAAUAUGUUUGCCAAAGAGCUCACCAACAGUUGAUGCAAAUUGGUGCUGGUGCAAUUGAAAGAGUACGUCAGGGCAGGCCUGCUUUCCAGAAACGAGAGCCACUCCCAAAACACCCAGGGGUAGGUCGUGCGCUGCGAAUGACUGACCGUAGCAAGUGGCAAAAGGUUUUGGCCUUUCUUUGGCUUCUUUACCAUUCACAAGCUGAAGUGUUACCUACCAAGUUCAAAAUGCCAAGUGGCUAUCUGAAAGAAGGCUUUCAAAAUCAGUCAGAUGAUGAAGAUGAGGAUUUUCAGAUUCGCUACGUGCAGUCCUUCUUGCAGAGUUUGGAAACCUAUCACAAAAUGCCCGAUUUCGAUUCCAUGGGUCCAGGAACUUUUUCCGGGCCACGCAGAUACUUACAGCACAGAAAACCUAUUGAUGUGUACAAUGAGUAUGUCGCGCAUGCAACUUCAAACGGAGAAGCACCUAGCUGUUUGUCCACAUUCAUGACUGUCUUCCGUGCUACUUACAAAGACCACCUGAAAUUCCGGAACAAGGGCGAACAUGCUGAGUGCAAUGUGUGCAGCAAGAUGAAAAAGAACAUGAGCAGGGCACGAACACAAGAAGAUCGACAAAGGGCAUACAAGACUUACAGUCAUGAAGACAUAGACCAAGCCUUUGGUCAGAUUAGUUCCCUGAUAGCAAGGGGUGGCUUUGACAAUCCUGGGGCUUUGCUUGAUCUGAUCAAUGGUGGAAGUGGCAUCCGACAUCGAAACCGAAUUCGGAACAACAAUGUGUUCGCUCAGGCUUUGGACCAAACAGCUUGUUGGAAAGACUGGACAUCCCAACUUGGGGUAAAACUCAAAGGGUUAAGAUUCUUGACAGACGACUAG